AUGAACAAAACAGACGGUACAAAGGAGGAGGAGAUCUUUCAAUCUGAUGGACAAGAUGUUUCUUCCAAAUAUGAAAACCAAACUGCUGCAUCUAUCCAUCCUCUUCCAUCCUCAUCUUCGGAAAAUAACGAAAAAGGCCAUCACGCAAUAAUUUUGCAAAAGGAUGAAGAAUUGAAUGAAAAUCAACCUCUUGAUGAUCAUUAUCCAAACAAACUUCUAAAACCUCACUUUCCAAAAUAUGAACUGCACCACCAUCAUCUUCAUGAAGAGACCACUACAACAGACUUUACAUCAACAGGUGAUGAAGUAACUGACCACAGCUUUAAUGCAUCAAAUCACGCAGAAGAAAGACCUAUCAAUAAGAUUGAAGAAGUUGCAGAGAGAUUUGCCCAUGCAACCAAGAAGAAGAGCAAGACAGCUUUAAAGCUGAUCACAGUGACACCUUUCAACGUUCUCAAAGAGAUUAUGGAAGAAGAAGAACAAGUAGAAGAAGAGCAACCAUCAGAACCUCAAAGACAAAGUCAUUCAAGGAGUAGUUCACGAGAGGAAAUUAAAGCUGAGCAAGAGAUUGAUGGUCAGCAUGAUAUGCAUGCGGCUGUAGCACAGGAUCAUGGACAACAAAAUGAAGAGCAACAAGAAAAGCUUAUUGAGCAUGACUCUGCGAGUGAAGUACAUGAUCCUCAUGACACCCUCAAGAAUCCACACAACCAAGAAGAUUCAGGAAAGACAAUUAAAUUUCAGACCCAAUUUUGCCUUUGUACCUUUGACGAAACACCAGAUUUUUUACGUAAUAAUCCUUAUAUUAGAGGACAUUACAGAAAGUACUUCUCUCUCAAGUUAUGUUUACAGAGUAUCUUUAAACUUCACAAUGAAACAGUGAAUAUUUGGACCCACUUGUUACCUAUCUUUGGAUUUCUAGCUCUUGUUUUUUAUACUAUUUAUUUUAUGGUAAUUGUUCACAACACAGGUGCAAAUGCACAAAAUGUUUUAGACAUGUUCAUAAUAAUGAUUUAUCUUGGAAUGGCGAUUAACUGUUUUUUCUGUUCAACCAUGUAUCAUACCUUAAGCUGUCACUCGAAGAAGAUUUGGAGCAUUUCCUACAGGUGUGACGUUUCUGCAAUAAGUGGACUUAUUGGAAGCAGUAUCAUUCCUGCUCUUUAUUUCAAUCUGUAUUGUUAUGUUGGAUGGCAAAUUGUUUAUAUUAGUUCCAUUGGGUUAUUUGCUAUUGUGGGAAUGAUUUUCCCUUGCUUACCCUUCAAAAGUCAAAGAGCUCUCAAAAUAUUUAGGAUUGUGAGAACUGUAUUAUUCAUCUCGAUGGUAUUAAGUGCUAUUAUUCCCAUCAGCCACUUCCUGUUAUUUAUUCUCCCACUCAAACAAGAGUAUACAGGUGGUUUCCAUUCAGAAUUUAAUCAAGAAUUUUUCAUUGGAAUUAUUAUAACGGUCUCCUUGUAUGGAAUUGGUCUUUUGUUUUGGCUGACCAAAAUGCCAGAGCGUUUUUUCCCAGGCAAAUUUGAUCUCUUCCUCUCCUCUCACAAUAUCUGGCAUGCAUUUAUUAUUGCUGCAAGUUCUCUGUGGUAUUCCUACUGCCUUAAUCUUUACAAAGUGAAGGUGGAAAAACUAAAAGCAGGCUUAACCUGCCCAGAAAUUUGCAGAAAAUCUCUCAUUAGUGGACCCUAUGGAUUUAUGUUUGCUGCUUUGGUUGUUUAUAUUUUUGAAAUUCCACCGACCGCUCACAUGAAAAUAUUCAAUAUUCUGCCCGUCAGCGACAAGCAAACAAUUUAUAUUUUGGUCAUUCAAUUUUUGUUGACCAACUUCCCUCAUUCUCUCUUGCCAGCAGUAAGCGGUAUUAUUUCAGGAACUGUGUAUCAAUAUCUGCUGUGUAAUAUUUUCAAGCUAGAUAGAAAACUCAAAUUCCCUGCCUUUCUUGUAAAGUUUGCUUCUGAGGUUGUGAAACCCUUGUUACAACCAAACAAUUAUCAAACUUCAUCAGCCAGACCUGCCACAUCUGUAAAUAGAAAUUUGGGCUCCAGUAAUCAAGGAAAUCAACAACCACAAAAUAUUAUGCAUGACAAUUUCAUGACUCAAGAUCACGACCAAUUAUCCAAUUUGCAGGGCAACGUAUCUGAAGAUAAUAUUCAACAAUUAAUGAAUAUGGGAUUUUCUCGUACACAAUGUGAAAUUGCAUUACGACAAGCAAACAAUGAUAUACACUUGGCAACGGAGCUCUUGUUGCACGAAUAA
Naegleria fowleri is the source of this 2241-nucleotide messenger RNA. RefSeq lists its product as uncharacterized. The transcript has 4 exons. The coding region runs from base 1 to 2241 and encodes 746 amino acids. Gene Ontology annotation, molecular function: protein binding; signaling receptor activity. Gene Ontology annotation, cellular component: membrane. Lineage: Eukaryota; Heterolobosea; Eutetramitea; Acrasida; Naegleriidae. The record is from RefSeq and is a predicted model, not a curated record.